This is a messenger RNA of Cydia pomonella (codling moth), 3204 nucleotides long. RefSeq names its product b(0,+)-type amino acid transporter 1 (gene sbm). Gene Ontology annotation, molecular function: L-amino acid transmembrane transporter activity. The record is from RefSeq and is a predicted model, not a curated record. Gene Ontology annotation, biological process: amino acid transmembrane transport. The coding region runs from base 60 to 1709 and encodes 549 amino acids. Lineage: Eukaryota; Metazoa; Arthropoda; Insecta; Lepidoptera; Tortricidae. The transcript is spliced from 13 exons. Gene Ontology annotation, cellular component: membrane.
AGUGCAUAUAUCGGUGUGAGAGGUGGGGUGGAGCGAGGCGCGGCGUGGCUGCGCGGGCGAUGCGUGAGAAACUCGCGGCGCUGCUGCGUAGCGCGGUGCGUGCGCCGCCGGCCAGCGCGGACAAGCUGCGCGCAGGCGCCAUUGAUCCCGUCAUCGUCUUCCCAGAUGAAGGGAGCGUACACGAAAGCGGACUGGUAUGGCGCGGGUGCUCCGCCGGCUGCGACGCCGAAGACGGCGCGACAGGAGCGCUCACCGACGGUAACUCCAAUCCAGGAGACAAGUUGGAGGGGUCGGACUCAGCUCAGGACGACCCUGUUCACCUCAAGAGACGGGUGGGACUCUUCAGUGGGGUGGCUCUAAUUGUCGGCACCAUGAUAGGAUCUGGAAUAUUCGUCUCGCCCUCUGGGCUGCUGGAGCGCACUGGUUCGGUGGGCAUCAGCUUCAUCAUUUGGAUGGCGUGUGGCCUACUCUCAUUGCUGGGAGCGCUCGCGUACGCGGAGCUGGGAACUAUGAACACGUCGUCGGGUGCCGAGUAUGCGUACUUCAUGGACGCCUUCGGAGGACCACCCGCGUUUCUAUUUUCCUGGGUGUCAACUCUGGUGCUGAAACCGUCGCAAAUGGCAAUCAUCUGCCUGAGCUUCGCCAAGUACGCAGUGGAGCCGUUCGUGAAUGAAUGCGAACCGCCCGAUGCGCUUGUCAAACUGGUAGCGGUCAUUUCAAUAGUGAUGAUAUUAGCGGUGAACUGCUACAGCGUGAACCUGGCCACAAACGUCCAGAACAUCUUCACCGCCGCGAAGUUAGUCGCUAUCGCCAUCAUCGUGUGCGGCGGCGCUUACAAAUUGAUAUUAGGUAAUACGCGACAUUUACAGGAGCCCAACUUCUCGACUAGCACCGCCACCUUCGGCAACAUUGCCACGGCCUUCUACACCGGCCUGUGGGCCUACGACGGCUGGAACAAUCUCAACUAUGUCACUGAAGAAAUUAUGAAUCCAUCCAAAAAUCUCCCAUUGAGCAUUAUAAUUGGCAUCCCACUGGUGACUCUGUGCUACGCGCUAGUCAACGUGUCCUACCUGACUGUGAUGUCGGUGAGCGAGAUGGUGGACAGCGAGGCCGUGGCCGUCACGUUCGGGAACCGACUGCUGGGGCCCAUGGCGUGGCUCAUGCCGUUGGCCGUCACCAUAUCAACAUUUGGCUCCGCAAAUGGCACUCUGUUCGUUGCUGGAAGGUUGUGUUUUGCCGCGUCCAGAGAGGGUCACUUGUUGGACAUCCUCUCCUACGUCCACGUUCGCCGCUUCACGCCAGCUCCGGGACUUAUUUUCCAUUCCCUGAUUGCUGUUGCAAUGGUGUUGUACGGAACUAUAGACUCGCUGAUUGAUUUCUUCUCGUUCACGGCGUGGAUAUUCUACGGCGGCGCCAUGCUGGCGUUGAUCGUCAUGAGACGCACUAAGCCCCAUGCACCGAGACCCUAUAAGGUGCCCAUUAUAAUACCGUACAUCGUACUUCUGGUGUCAACGUAUUUGGUAAUAGCUCCGAUAAUCCAGACGCCUCAAUGGGAAUACCUGUACGCUACUGGUUUCAUAUUCGGAGGCAUGUUGGUAUACCUACCCUUCGUGAAAUGGGGUUAUUCUCUGCCGUUCAUGGAUAAAAUUACCGUUUUCUUGCAAAUGCUAUUGGAAGUGGUGCCAACGUCGACGACAUUUGAAUAUUAAAUCAGUCUACGCUGGACUAUAAAUAAAGCAUUUUGUGGAAGUUAUAUAUUAUAUUUCGUAAUCUUAUUUCGCAGAUGUAACAAUAGGACUGCCGGCGAAUUAAGUGUACUUAAACAUAUUUUUAGCAAUAAAUGACAACCUAAUUUUGUGAUUUAAAUUUAUACAAACCAAUGUUCAAACGACCGGUUAGAUUUUUAAACGAUUACCUACUUCAUCUAUAUAAAAUAUAAAUUUCUCAAUAUGUAAAUGCAGUUUUGAAAUACUUUAAACCUUAAAAUAAAUCAUGGUAAUAAAUGACAGGUAUAUAUACACAAACUAAAUAAAUUUCAAAUCGUUAAAAUUAAUAACGGAACUUGCAAAAAACAUUAGUACUUAGUUAGUCCAUAAGUUCUGAUACAAAGAUUUUGGCUGAUAAAAUGUAAUAAAAGGGUUUCAAUAAAAUAAUCUAGCUAUGAUUUGAAAGCUUGUUUAUUACUCAUCAAAACGUAAUAUAAUUAACUUAAAAUUUAGAACGUGAUUUAAUUUAUAUUCUUGGUUAAAUUGUGCUUGUUGUUAAACGCGAGUUAUGCAUCACAAAAGGGAGUAAAAAUAAAUAAAAUAUUUGUACGAGUAAGAACCUACUUUAUUAGGACAUUAUUUUAUCGCCAGCAUUUAGUUCUCGAACAAGUCUGUACUUCAACUAAUACCUGGGAAACUUAGGGUACUUUUCAGCAACAAGCUUAUUUUUGACUGCCAAUACUGCCAUAUAUACAACGAGUAAAUAUGGUAAAACAUGUACAAUAGCAAUUUUGGUUGUGCAACAAACAUGAAUUAUCAACCAUUAUAAAAUAGAAAAGUAAAUAAAUAGGGAUCAAAACACCCUGAUUAAGGCGCGUGUUCUUGAGAUGGUUUUUAAUGACUUUUUUCGAAUAUUAUAUAAAAUUGGUCUAAACUGAGACAGUAAAUUACGUUAGACUAUAUUGUGAGUAAUUUACCAUUAAAUGAGCUUUUAAACCAUAUAUUUGAAUAAUAAGGAAAAUGCACCUAUAAUUGUUUUAUAUGUAGAAAUAUUUUGACAAAACUUAUGGACGUACUUAGUAAGUAAUAGGAGUAAAUAUACUGCCUAUCAAAUUCACAUUCAAUUCAUAAAUUUGCUAGUAGUUAAAAUUACUGAAAUGUAAUUGUUGAUUACUUAAUGUUGUUAAAAAUAAUUUAAGAAAAGCAAUAAAUAAUGUUACUGUGUAUCGUUUUGCUACACUUUUAAUCGAUAUAAAUAUUAUUAGUAGGUAGUUAGUUAUUAUGUUAAACGAGUUUCCUAAAAACAGGUUUAUUAAUAUUUCCAGGUUUCUGGUUAGCUCGAUACAAUUGAUAUCUCCGUACGUAUUUGCAUUUCAUUAAUAAAUUAUACCUAUUUAUUUUCUAAAGUACAUUGUAGCGAAACGAUCCAUCUUCAAGUGUUAUCUUGACUGAAUGACGUGUUAGGUUCUAAUGUCGAAUAAAGUAUUGAUGCAUUGUA